AUGAAACAAAUUCCUGGUGUUAUAGCAGGAAAGCAAGGAACAAAUAGUCUUUAUAUACCAAGUAUAUAUUCUAAAAGUCAAAAUGAAUGGGUAGAUAAUUUUUACAAACAAAAUGGUUAUUUAGAAUAUGAUGCGCUUACACGUCUUGGAAUAUCAGAUCCACCAAAUUUUAUUAAACGCCAUUUUCCAAAUGAAAAUGUAGCUUUCUUGCAUUCUGUUGCAGUAGGUGCAAAUAUUAGAGAUCAAAUAGAUUCAAAUAUUGAAGAAGCUAUUGUAACUGGAUCUUUUGUUGAUAUAAGUCCUCUUUUACCAUCUGUAUUUUCUGAUAAAGAUAUGGAAAUGCUUCUUAAAAUUGCGGGAAAAAAAAUAAAUAACAACACACAUGUAUUUGCAAAAACUAUUGUAAUUUCUGAUGUAUUUUUACAAUCUUUAAAUAAAUCAUUUGAAGCAAUAGCAGAAGCAAAAGCUAAAGAAGCAGUAGUUAGUGGGCAAUGGUUCCAAACAAUAGCAGAAAACAGGAUUAAAUCUAAAUCAGCAGAUUUAAUAUUUGAAAAUAAAGGAAACAAAAAAGAAGAACGUCGGAAAAAAGCAACAACUGGCAAAACAGGUGGUGGUACUCAAGGACGAGAGACAAAAACAAAAUCUACUAAGAGAAAGUAUUUACAAGGAAAAAAUCGCGAUGCCGAAUCUGAUGAUGAAAAUACAAAAGUUCUUUCAACUAAAAUUGAACUUAAACUAAUAUCUUUAGAAGAUAUUAAAACUGAAAUUGCAAAAGAUGAUAAUUUGUCAGUAAUUGAUGACUUAGUAGAUGAAUUAGCAUUAUAUUUAGAACAAAAAGUAAAUAACUAUGCUACAUCUAUUGCAGAACAAUUAGCACAAAACAAUAAAACUACAAAUUUAAGCGAAGUUGAAGAACGUUUAAAUGUUCUAGUAACAAAUAUUAAAAUAUUUGACAAAGGCAUUAAACAUAUAGAUAAAACAAAUCAACCUGCCUUAACGAAAUAUUUACUAAAGUCUCUUGUUACCGACUUUGUAAAUGAGUUAUUUAAAUUAGCUGCUCAACAAAAUAUGCUUCAAUUUCCUGAGAAUAUUACCACAGAGACAAGGCAAAAAAUGUUGCUUGAUUUGCCAGAAGAUGUGAAAGAACCUUUAACUAAUAUACAUAAAUCUAUUCCUGGAAAUUCUAUAGAUGAUUUCCUAAAUUUUGUAGAUGCAGCAAUGGCAAGUUGUUGUUUAGUAUUAAAAAAAUAUGAUAAAAAGAAGGAAAGACCAUUUAUUUUGGGUCACAAAGAAGCCUUACUAGAAGAACUUAAUACUACUCAAGAUCCUGCAUUAGCACUACAUCUAAUCACAACAACAACGCAAAAUGUUAUACAUAUGUCUGGAAGACAUGUAUCUACUAUUCUUUCAUUUCUUCAAACACAAUUGCAACUCUCAACAAUGGAAAUAUUAUCUAAAUAUCACGAUAUGGUGCUAAAAAGUUUAACUUCUUCAGAUGAAGAAACAAAGCUUGACAUUCAAAAGGAAUUACAAAUUGGACUAGAAGAAAUUAAAAAUAUUGCAAAUAACUACAAACAACAUUUAAAAAAUGAUGCACAAGAGAAUAAAUAC
Molecule: messenger RNA, 1611 nt
Organism: Heterotrigona itama
Lineage: Eukaryota; Metazoa; Arthropoda; Insecta; Hymenoptera; Apidae
Source: the annotation of a GenBank genome assembly